AUGCAUACGGCGGAAACGAAACGGCCGCUAGCUGCAGUCGGUUACAUCGGAGAAAGCAGGACGGUAGCUCAAGAUGAGACAGCUUUUUGCAUUGGAAGUAAAACCAACAGAGGCACCACAUACAGCAGAGAACAAAGUGAAGGGGGGUGUCCCCGGUCCGGAGGAGAUAAGUCCCGAGCUCCCACUCUGUGUCUGGUGUGCGGCUCCAUGUUGUGUUCUCAGAGUUACUGCUGUCAGACGGAGGUGGACGGAGAGGACGUAGGUGCCUGCACCGCCCACACCUUCACCUGUGGAGCCGGCCUUGGUCUCUUCCUCAGGGUAAGAGAAAGUCAGGUGCUGUUUGUAGCAGGUAAAACAAAGGGCUGCUUCUAUCCUCCUCCGUACCUGGACGACUACGGGGAGACGGACCAGGGCCUCAAGCGGGGGAACCCCCUCCACCUCUGCGUUGAGCGCUACAGGAAGAUUGAGCGUCUGUGGCGUCAGCACGGCAUCGCUGAGGUCAUAGGUCACGCUCAGGAGGCCAAUCAAACGCUGGUAGCCAUCGACUGGCAGCACCUGUGAUGAUUGGCUCCUCUCUGCGUUUGCCCCGCCCCUUUUCAGUUACUGCGCCGCAUGUUAACAAAUCAGCUUCCUGCAGCCCAGUGCUGACUUCAGAUCAGCGUUCAGGGAUUCUUUCAGGACUUUUGGUUUCGGUGUGAUAGAGGAUCUUUACCAUUGACAUCUCACCGUGUCUGUUUCCCUCCAGUACUCAGACUGUUCCCCCUUUAUUCUUGCUCACACAGACACACAUUUACGAACAUUUCUUUUUUAAAUAGUUUUUUAUUGAUUUUUUUCAAAUUUUCAUUUGUUUCAGAAAAUGAUCCGACAAAAUGAAAAAUCAUUACUUCAACUCAUUAACAUUGUACCAGAAUGAAGCCCCGCCCACCUGCUGCUGUCCCACACAGGUUGAUUGUCAGGUUAGGGUCUUUAAUCUUGAAUCCCGGAUUCAGAAAAUGCUUCAACCCCCAAGAUGCAUCUCAUCAACAAAGAGCUUUAAGAAGCUAAAGGUAACCCUUUGUAGAACCCUUCAGGAACAUUGCGGCCUUGUCUCCAUGGCAAUAUCAGCUGAGGCUCCUGGGUAUUGUUAGUAUUUACAAAAUAAGAACGGUGUAUGUGAAGGCUCUUAUUGUUAAAUCACCACGUCGUCUCUUAAGAAACGUGUAACCAUGGUUGCCACUGUGAUCAAUUACUGAUUGGUGAGUCAUACAUUUGUGUUUCCAUGGCCACACCCUCCCAGAAUUCAGUGCUGCUGCAUAACGGAAAUUGAAAAAGGAUUGUUCCUAUUCAUCGGUUCACAGCAAGCUGACCCUUUGUGGUCCACGGGUUUGUUUUGGUGAGCUGUGAUGUCCCUUCCUCUUUUUUUAUGAGUUUGCUGAAAUUUGAAGAGUCAAACACAAACUGAAAUCUUUCAUUUAUUUAUUUAUUUAUUUAUUAGUUUCUUAUAAAAAUCUGAUUUCCCUUUAAACUCUUGAGUUUGAAAUAUUUUCUUUUUUAUAAGUUUAAAUAAAAAGUGGCCUCAUCUUCCUUAUCUUCAUUUUUCAGACUUGUUAAUAUGUGAAUUAUUGUAUAAAUGAGUAAAUGUACAAUAUUGUAUAAGAAUAACAAAACCAUUAAACACUUUAAAAGGA
Gasterosteus aculeatus aculeatus (three-spined stickleback) is the source of this 1667-nucleotide messenger RNA. NCBI's taxonomy places the organism in Eukaryota, Metazoa, Chordata, Actinopteri, Perciformes, Gasterosteidae. The record is from RefSeq and is a predicted model, not a curated record.